This is a messenger RNA of Capsella rubella, 1899 nucleotides long. Its product is annotated as protein OBERON 1. The record is from RefSeq and is a predicted model, not a curated record. NCBI's taxonomy places the organism in Eukaryota, Viridiplantae, Streptophyta, Magnoliopsida, Brassicales, Brassicaceae. Gene Ontology annotation, cellular component: nucleus. The coding region runs from base 112 to 1812 and encodes 566 amino acids. The transcript is spliced from 3 exons.
GUGUUUCGAAUUAAUGUUUCCCUUUCCCUUGGGUUUCUCACGGUUUCCUAGUUCGUCCUCUGCGUCUCAUAACGUCUCCAGUCGUCUCUCCGUGUCUGCAGCACUAAAUUGAUGGGCACAUCCUCUGGAUCCAAUCUUCCCCACCAGAUGCUGCCUCCACGCCAGCAACUACAAACUUCUCUUUCACUUGUGUCUUCGGAUCCCCACUUGUCACGAUCUAAUUCUGGCAUUGUGCGUGAAUCCCCAGCUGAAAGUGCCAGCUCUCAAGAAACUUGGCCGACCUCUAAAUCUAUUAUGGGAAAGAAGGCAGAGAGCGGAAAGUCAGGUCCUGACUCUCAUGACCAACUUGUGGUCCGCCAUGUUUCCAUUGCCGAUAAGGUAUCACUAGGGGACAUAGCUAGAGAGAGAGUGGACACAGUCGCUGAGAGAAUGCACCGGUUACCAGAAGAGUAUCUCGAGGAGUUAAAGAACGGCCUUAAGGCUAUCCUUGAGGGUAAUGGUACGCAGCCUAUAGAUGAGUUUAUGUUUCUGCAGAAGUUUGUCCAGACGAGAUCUGAUUUAACUUCAAAGACACUUGUCAGGGCCCACAGAGUGCAGCUUGAAAUCCUUGUGGUUAUAAACACUGGAAUCCAAGCAUUCUUGCAUCCAAACAUCAAUCUCUCUCAGACAUCUCUCAUCGAGAUCUUUGUUUACAAGAGAUGCAGAAACAUAGCCUGCCAAAACGAACUCCCGGCUGAUGGUUGUCCCUGCGAGAUUUGCACCAACAGGAAAGGCUUCUGCAACCUGUGCAUGUGUGUGAUCUGUAACAAGUUUGACUUUGCGGUUAACACAUGCCGCUGGAUUGGCUGUGACGUGUGCUCUCAUUGGACUCAUACGGAUUGUGCUAUAAGGGAUGGAGAGAUUUUGAUGGGAGUUUCUGCCAAGAGUGUAUCUGGGAUGGGAGAAAUGCUGUUCAAGUGUCGAGCGUGCAACCAUACUUCUGAAUUACUAGGCUGGGUUAAAGAUGUGUUUCAGCACUGUGCACCAAACUGGGAUAGGGAAUCUUUGAUGAAGGAACUUGACUUUGUGAGUAGGAUUUUCCGUGGAAGCGAAGAUACAAGAGGCCGGAAGUUAUUCUGGAAGUGUGAGGAGCUUAUUGACAAGAUUAAAGGUGGACUGGCGGAAGCAACAGCUGCCAAGUUGAUACUGAUGUUUUUCCAAGAAAUUGAAUUGGACUCUCCAAAGAGCCUUGAAAGCGGAGAAGGUGGAGGAACGAUAGCUCCCCAAGAUGCAUGCAACAGAAUUGCUGAAGUUGUAAAGGAAACACUGAGGAAAAUGGAAAUAGUGGGUGAGGAAAAGAUGAGGAUGUACAAGAAAGCGCGAAUGGGGCUAGAGGAAUGCGAGAGAGAGGUGGAAGAGAAAGCAAAGCAAGUGGCAGAACUGAAGAUGGAGAGGCAGAAGAAGAAACAACAGAUAGAAGAGGUGGAGAGGAUAGUGAGGCUGAAGCAAGCUGAGUCAGAGAUGUUUCAGUUAAAAGCUAAUGAGGCGAAAGUAGAAGCAGAGAGAUUGGAGAGGAUUGUAAAAGCGAAAAAGGAGAAAACGGAAGAGGAAUAUGCGAGCAACUACUUGAAACUGAGGCUGAGCGAGGCAGAGGCAGAGAAAGAGUAUCUGUUUGAAAAGAUAAAAGAGCAGGAAAGUGGUGGAAAUGGUGGUGAGGCGUCACAAGCAGUGAUGUACUCAAAGAUCAGAGAAAUGCUUCAUGGAUACAAUGCAUCAUCGCCAAGAGUAGAUCCAAGAUCAAACCAACGAAAUCCAUUCAGGUCCAAUCCUUAGUGAAUGUUUGUAUUGUCCCCUCUUUGUUUGUAUUGAAAAAUCUUCGAAUCAAUUAAGGUUGGAUUUGUGUGUGAGCAUUAUGGUCUA